This is a messenger RNA of Staurois parvus, 957 nucleotides long. The record is from the annotation of a GenBank genome assembly. NCBI's taxonomy places the organism in Eukaryota, Metazoa, Chordata, Amphibia, Anura, Ranidae.
AUACCAUCUUUUAGCCAGUUUUCUAUCCAUUUACAUUCAGAUUUUUCCACCCUCUGUGUGGGGAACUGUGUCAAACGCUUUUGCAAAAUCCAAGUAUAUCACGUCUACUGCCACCCCUAUGUCCAAGUAUACCACGUCCACCACCCACCCCUCUGUCCAAGUACACCACGUCUACCGCAACCCCUCUGUCCAAGUAUACCAUGUCCACAGCCACCCCUCUGUCCAAGUAUACCACGUCUAACGCCACCCCUCUGUCCAAGUAUACCACGUCCACUGCCACCCCUCUGUCCCAAGUAUACCACGUCCACCGCCACCCCUCUGUCCAGUAUACCAGGUCCACCGCCACCCCCCUCUGUCCAGUAUACCAGGUCCACAGCCACCCCUCUGUCCAUGUAUAGCCAUGUCCACUGCCACCCCUCUGUCCAUGUAUUCCACUGCCACCCCCCUCUGUCCAAGCAUACCACGUCCACCGCCCCCCCCCCUCUGUCCAAGUAUACCACGUCCACAGCCACCCCUCUGUCCAAGUAUACCACGUCCACAGCCACCCCUCUGUCCAAGUAUACCACGUCCACCGCCACACCCUCUGUCCAAGUAUACCACGUCCACCGCCCCCCCCCCUCUGUCCAAGUAUACCACGUCCACAGCCACCCCUCUGUCCAAGUAUACCACAUCCACAGCCACCCCUCUGUCCAAGCAUACCACGUCCACCGCCCCCCCCCCUCUGUCCAAGUAUACCACGUCCACAGCCACCCCUCUGUCCACGUAUACCACAUCCACAGCCACCGCUCUGUCCAAGUAUACCACUGCCACUCCUCUGUACAAGUAUACCACAUCCACAGCCCCCCUCUGUCCAAGUAUACCACGUCCACAGCCCCCCUCUGUCCAUGUAUACCACAUCCACAGCCACCCUCUGUCCAAGUAUACCACGUCCACAGCCACCCCUCUUUCCAUGUAUAC